AUGCCUUUUAUACCCUGCUUGAAACAUGAAGGAUCUUAUAUUCUCUAUAUCAAAGUAAAUUAAGAUAAAGCAGAAUUUAUUUGUGAGGAAUGUUGCUUGUAAUUAUAAGAGUUAAACUUAAAUCUGAAUAUUUAAGAAUUAAUUCACAUAAAGACUGUAUAAUCUCAUAAUUUAAUCUAAAGGCAUAUAAGUCUCCUUAAUUACUGCUAACACAUAAGGAUUAUUCCUCUUAUAUUAAACAAUCAUUGAAUGAAUAUGAUAAAUUUAAUGAAAACUGUAUAAGGGGUAUCUUCAAAGACAUCAACACUUAAAUUUCCAAAAUAUAAAAUGCUUUCCAAAUAGUCUAAGAAGAAUUAGAAUAUUAUACAAAAUAAUUUCUAAAUAUGAAAUAGAAAUUUAAAGAUGAAUUAACAAAAGUAAUUGAUAUAAAAAUAAUAGUUAAUCAAAUUUGAAUAAUUCAAAUAAAUAAUUGAAAAUCUUGAAAAUUUAGGAGAUUCAAUAAGCUCUAAAGUUAUGGAAGAGAAUGAAAAGAUUCUAUAUUAAUAUUUGCAAGAUCUUAAAAAUAUGGAUCAUAAAGAAUUACACAUUUAAUUAUUAGAUAAAAUGAAGCUCUUAAGAAUAGAAUUUAAAGAUCUAUAUUAAGAAUAAUAUCCAUAAUUCUCAAAGUUGCAAGACGAAUUGAAAUCAUUUAAUAUUAGCUAUUAAGGGUUUAUAAAGUAAAUAAAGUUUAUAAAGUUUGAAUAGUUUAAUUUUAAUUUUUCUGGAACAUAAUUAUUGUAGGAAUGGUUCUAGUAUAAGAUUCUUAAUACUAUUGUAUCUAAAAAUAAGAAAAUAAUAACAAACAUUGAAAAAAUAUAUUUGAGUAAUCAAGAUGGAUUGAAUGCAUAAGCCUUUUGGAAUAAAAUAAAUUAUCGUUCAAAUUUAUUAAUGAUAUUUAAAUCAAAAAGUGGAUAUAUUUUUGGUGCAUUUUCUCCUUGUUAAUGGAUAUCAGGGGGUGGUAGUUAUGUUUAAGAUAAUAAAUUAUCUUCAUUUAUAUUUUCAUAGACUCAAGAUUAGAUAUAUCCAAUUAAAGAUGCAUAGAAAGGAAACGCCAUUUAUUGUAAUCAAUCAUAUGGACCUAUUUUUGGCGGUGGUCAUGAUUUAUAUUUUUAACCAGACUUUCAAAAUGGUAGUUCUAGUUUAGGACAUUCAUAUUCAUGUGAUUAAUAUCAAAUUAGUAAUAGGAAUACACAUUUAUUUGGUUAAUCAAAUCCAAAUAUAGCAGAAUGCGAAAUAUUUAUGUUAACAUUUUCAUGA
Molecule: messenger RNA, 1296 nt
Organism: Paramecium octaurelia
Lineage: Eukaryota; Ciliophora; Oligohymenophorea; Peniculida; Parameciidae
Source: the annotation of a GenBank genome assembly